AUGGCAACAGGCGUACUGUGCGACAGGAAAGUCCCUGUUCGACUGAAGUCGCGAAUGCUGGCCGACGACCAAAGCCUUGGAAAGAGUGUUGCACGCUAUAGAGAUGCGGAUGUUGAGGUGGACGAUAGGUGGAACGCUAAAAGACAAAGUAUCCAACGACACUGUACCAUCGUCGGUGUCGUCCCGAUAACUGAGAAGAUGAAGGAGGCCCGACUGAGAUGGUUCGGUCACGUCUUGUGGCGAGAAGAAAAUUCUGUUGCCAAAACCUGA
Messenger RNA from Necator americanus (New World hookworm), 270 nucleotides. RefSeq lists its product as uncharacterized. The coding region runs from base 1 to 270 and encodes 89 amino acids. The transcript has a single exon. The record is from RefSeq and is a predicted model, not a curated record. NCBI's taxonomy places the organism in Eukaryota, Metazoa, Nematoda, Chromadorea, Rhabditida, Ancylostomatidae.